CCCUUCCCUCCUAUCUCCUUCUCUCUGUCGGAUACUCCAUUACAGCUCCCUCUAAUACUCUUCCACCAAUAUUCCAACCAGUUCCAGUCCACAUUUUCCUACAAUUUUCUAUUCUAUCCUCCUCAAUAUGACACAACUCCUCCAUCUUGUAGGCAUUUUCCACUCUGUUAACUAAUUGCCUUCCGGGCACUUGUACCCCCUUCCUGCCCAGGCCAAUUUUCAGCUUUCUAUCACUUUGAACGACAAUUGCGUGAUCAUGCAACACUGUACCCAUAUUAAAUUUUUAUCA
Molecule: messenger RNA, 289 nt
Organism: Staurois parvus
Lineage: Eukaryota; Metazoa; Chordata; Amphibia; Anura; Ranidae
Source: the annotation of a GenBank genome assembly